AUGACAAACGCUACGGAAAAUGGACUUCAGGAAGCGGUUACGGUGUUGUUGCGAGCCAAUUGUACAUGCCAACGUGGGCAUUACUGUUUUCGAAUGAAAGGGUAGGUUUGUAGUGUUUUUUGGCUAGGUUAUAGUAGUUUUUUCACUUUUUUAAUGCUGGGCGCGUAAUGAAUCCUCUAUUUUUAAAAUUGGUUGUGAUACAUGGCUCAUUUUUUGAACAACCUGAUAUAUUAGGUUUCACCAACCUACUAUAUUGGUUGUUCAAAUAAUUCUCUACCCUCUCUCACAGCAAAUUUUCGAGAUUAAGAAGCUCAAAAUUAUGCGAACGACCUAAUAUGUAAAUUUAGAUGGAGAUACCCCCAAUUCUGCCUCCCAACUUGGUAUAAUCCAGCCGAAACUUUAAGCCAGAAUAUUGAAGCAGAGAUUCAUCGCCGAAACACGCUUCAUGUGUCACCAGGCACUAUGCUAAUAACCAUUCUUGUGCUUCUAAUACUUAUUGUAAGUUCUUGUAAUUAGCUUUAUUGUUAAAAGUUUUUGUAGAUUUAUUAUAAGUUUUUUAUAUAGCUCUACUACAAUAUAAUAGAGUAGGCUUUAAGAAACCAAAACUGAGCAUAGCUAGCGAUUUACCUGUCUUUUUCAGUAAAAUAUCGUUUUACCUGUCACUAUACCCAAGUCUCAUCCAAAAGUUAUUGUUUUUUACAACUUUUUUAAUCAAAAAGUCAUAGCGCCUAAACAUUUUUCCCUGUAAAACAAUAUGAAGGCAUUUUUAGAUAUUCCUGAGCGUUGGAAUAGGCGUAGCCAGGCGCGAGCGAUUCAUUUGGACCACAGUUAAAGACCCUCACUACGAGAUGCCUGAACGUCGAACAUGA
Messenger RNA from Bursaphelenchus okinawaensis, 869 nucleotides. The record is from the annotation of a GenBank genome assembly. NCBI's taxonomy places the organism in Eukaryota, Metazoa, Nematoda, Chromadorea, Rhabditida, Aphelenchoididae.